Molecule: messenger RNA, 5326 nt
Organism: Linum trigynum
Lineage: Eukaryota; Viridiplantae; Streptophyta; Magnoliopsida; Malpighiales; Linaceae
Source: the annotation of a GenBank genome assembly
UUUGUCUCUUUAAAACUCCAUAAAUAGAGCACGAUACAUUGAGUUCACCCAAGCUCACGAAAACUAAUCAACAGAUUCUUUUGUGUAAGACCAGCCCCACGGAAAUACUCAUAUAUUCUUUCGCUUUGGCAUCUGUUAUUUAAAGUGGCUAACUCUUUCUUUGUCAUCGCAUUCAGGCUCCUCAUCUCCGACGUUAAAAGGAAUAACUUCUUCUAGGGAUAAUGGAACAAGAAGCAGCAGAGGUAUCUCAUACGACCGCACAGCAUAGACGAAGAAAGAACGGACCGAAUAGGGAGGAAAUAGGGAGUACAAAGGAACCGCCAAAACGAAGGAAAACAGGGAUAGACAGGCGAUCAAAGAAGCUAGCUAUAGCAUCUUUCAACCCAUUCAGACAACCUUUCUCAACUGAAACCACUACCAACAUAACAAAAAAUACUGCAAAUCCAACAGUACUGAACUUGCAGCCGGAGCUUCAAGAAGGAAUUGAACAGACUAAUCAAAAUCUUACUCCAACACAAACUGAGGACCAUAUGGGAGAUACUGAACAAGCACCGCUACCAACCGUUGGGCCGCAGGAUUUUGAUAAUACUAUCCUAGAUUUGGGAUUACCAACCUUAGCUUGCACACAUUGUGGGGCGCGAUUCUGGCCACAGGAACAGAUCAUCAACAACAGGCCAAGCUACACACCUAUAUUUACAUUGUGUUGUCAGCAGGGUAGAAUACGCCUACCACUUCUGAAACAAACCCCACCAUUCUUGGACAAGCUUCUUGACGUCAAUGGUGAUUCACUAUCUAUUCACUUUGCCCAAAACCGCCGCCCAUACAAUGGAGCCUUCUCAUUUACAUCCUUUGGAGCACAAAUUGAUCAACGACUAUUAAACUCAAGAGGCCCAUAUUCGAUGAUUAUAUGCGGCGAGAACUAUCACCGCAUUGGUUUUCUAUUGCCUCCUAAUGGUCAAAGACCAAAAUUCGCACAAUUAUACCUGUUCGAUCCCUCGACUGAAGUUGAAGAUAGGAUGGCAAACUUCUCAAGAAACGACGAUACCUUGCUUCCAGAGAUCGUUUCGGGAUUAAUUGAAAUGUUUGAUCAAACAAAUGAAUUGGUUAAAAGCUUCAGAAGAGUACGGGAACAUCUACAGAAUCAGGCAAACCAAAAUCUCAGACUGAGAAUUUUCGGUGCUCGAGUGAGAAAUGCAGAACAGUAUGAGCUACCUACUGGACAGGAGUUGGCUGGACUAAUCCCAGGAGAUUUUCGUCCAGAUAGUGAAGAUAGAGACAUUAUAGUUGACCAUAGGAGCGAGGGUCUACGGCGUAUCUCCAGUCUAAACCCCAAAUUUGAAGCUUUACAUUUUCCAUUGCUCUUUUCGUACGGUGAAGAUGGUUUCCACACAGGUAUAUUAUAUGUUAACCAACCAAACAGAGCCUCAAGCCACAGGAAAUGCGUAACUCAACGAGAGUAUUAUUCCUACCGUUUGCAGCAUCGUGACAACGAAGGAACCACGCUAAUGAGAGGUGGGAAGGUUCUACAACACUAUAUCAUAGAUGCAUUCUCCACGAUCGAACAAAAUCGGCUUAUGUUUCUUAGACAACAUCAGCAGGAAUUGAGAUCGGAAGUCUUCAAAGCAUUGAAUGACGCUCUCCAAGCUGGUCAAGAAACCGGGCGAAAUUUAGGAAGGAUAGUUUUGCCGGCUUCAUACACAGGAGGUCCACGAUAUAUGAAAAACCUUUACCUCGAUGCAAUGGCAAUUUGUCAACAUUUUGGCAAUCCUGAUUUAUUCAUUACAUUCACUUGCAAUGCUCAGUGGCCUGAAAUUGUCCAUGCAUUUGAAGAGACGGUUGGAAAAAGAAGUGAAGAUAAAACUCAAGUUGUUACUCGGGUCUUCAAAAUGAAGUUGAAAGCAUUAAAAAAUCGCAUCACCAAAGAACACUUCUUUGGAAAAACCGUGGCAGAUCUUCACACAGUGGAAUUCCAAAAACGUGGUCUACCUCAUGCACACAUUCUGAUAUGGCUGGCAGAUUCUGACAAGCUCAAAGAUACUGCAGCUAUUGAUUCGAUAAUAAGUAGUGAGAUACCAGACCCGGCGGUAGAUCCAGUGGGUUAUGAAGCAGUGACAAAAUUCAUGAUGCAUGGGCCGUGUGGCCAAUCAAAUACUUCAGCACCCUGCAUGGUAGAUGGUCGAUGUUUAAAGCACUUCCCAAAGUCUUUCAGCUCAGAGGCUACAUAUGAUCAGUUUGGAUACAUCGUGUACAAGAGGAGAGACACUGGUAUAAAAGUUGAAAAAGGCAGAACAAAGCUAGAUAAUAGAUAUGUUGUGCCAUACAAUAGGGACCUUUUGGUAUGGUUGCAAGCACAUAUAAACGUGAAGAUUUGUCACAAAGGAAGGCUAAUCAAGUACCUUUUCAAGUAUCUCACUAAAGGACCGGACAGAUCUAUGGUCCACGCUACAAAUGCAGCAUCGGUAUCAACAGAUCUACAAGAGCCUAUUGAUGAAAUUAAACAGUAUCUAGACUGUCAAUAUCUAUCAGCAUAUGAAGCAGCUUGGAGAAUAUACGAGUUUCCAAUACAUGAAAGAACACCAGCUGUACUAAGAAUGUGUGUACAUCUCCCAAAUCAACACACAGUUCCAUACAACGAGGACGAACCACUGGAAAAUGUACUGCAACGUCGAAGAUCCAACAACACUAUGCUCACCCAAUGGUUCCAUCUCAACAGAACCAAUCCAUCUGCUCGAUCACUCACCUAUCGCGAAAUUCCUAACAAAUUUGUGUGGGAUUCAGGGCAGGCGAAUUGGUUUCCAAGAAAAAGAGGAUUCCAAAUUGGAAGAGUAGUUUAUGUUCCGCCGGGAUCAGGUGAUGCAGUCUAUAUGAGGAUGUUGCUAACGAAAGUUCGAGGAGCUAUGAGUUUUGAACACUUAAGGACUGUUGAUGGUAAGCUUUAUCGAAGCUACAAAAAGGCAUGCCAAAAACUUGGAUUGCUAUCAACAGAUGAGGAAUGGAAAUUGGUGAUGGAAGACGUUUGUCGAUGGGGGCAACCAAGUUUAAUAAGGGCAACAUUCACUUCAAUGCUCAUGUUUUGUGAGAUUACAUAUCCUCUUUCUUUAUUUAACAAAUUUUGGGAGCAAAUGGCAGAUGAUAUAGUAUAUAGAGCUAGAAGGGAUAAUUUAGCAAGUUACUUCCAACCGCCAUCCCGGACUCUGCAAAACUCUGUACUGUUGGAGCUGCAACGACCUCUGAGCUAUUAUUCCACUACACUUCAACAUGUUGGCCUACCUACUUCACAAUUGGAUGAGUGCGAUGGCUUGGUCAACAGCCUAAUAGCACAACAGCUCGAUUACGACAUCGUGCAACAAGGAAGACGAGCAGAAUCAAGUUUGGUGUCGCUAAAUGAAAAUCAAAGAUAUGCAUAUGAUGUGGUAUUCAAUUCUGUAAUCUCUGAGCAAGGUUCGUUGUUCUUCCUGUAUGGACAUGGCGGGACGGGGAAGACAUUCCUAUAUGAUACGCUGACUGCAAAGUUGAGAAGCAUGAAGAAAAUUGUAUUGGCUGUUGCUUCCUCAGGAAUAGCAGCUACGCUACUACCAGAUGGAAUAACGGCACAUUCGAGAUUUAAAAUACCACUCGAUAUCGACAGAAAUUCUACUUGCAUGAUUAAAAAGGGAACCCAUCUUGCUCAACUCAUCAAGGAAGUAUCACUAAUAGUCUGGGAUGAAGCUCCAAUGACACAUAGGUUUUCUUUCGAGGCAGUGGAUAGGACAUUUUGUGACAUCAUGGACAGCCCGUUAAGCGGAGAGGGGUACAAGCCUUUCGGCGGGAAAUGCAUUCUUCUUGGAGGUGAUUUCAGACAAACAUUGCCAGUUGUAGUAGAGGACGGCCGAGAAGAAAGCAUCGAUUCUUCCCUAACAAGAUCAUAUCUUUGGAAAUAUUUCAAGGUCUUGCCUUUGAGAGUUAAUAUGCGCAUCAACACCAACCCCAACAACCUCCUAACUGUUUAUGACAGAAGAGAUUUUGCAAGUUGGGUUCUAGCUAUCGGUGAUGGAAGGAUAAACAACUCAACAUUCAGCUCAUCUAUCUACCAAGACUGGAUACAAAUUCCAGAUAAGUUUAUCAUCCCUCAUGCAGGUAAUAAGAUUCAAGCAAUUACUGAAGUUGUCUACAAUGAUUUCCAUGCUAGCUAUGAGGAUGCAGGCUAUAUCAAGAAUCGAGCUAUUGUUACGCCAACGAAUAGCAUAGUUACGGACAUUAAUGCUUAUAUGUUGGCUAAAGUAAUGAGACAAAGUAAGACAUAUUAUAGUGCAGAUUCUAUUGAAGAUGACUCGCCCAACCAUGCUUCCUUGGAAGAAGAAUACCCAACCGAGUUCUUGAACAGCCUAUCCUUCAAUGGGGUUCCAGAUCAUGAAUUACAUUUGAAAGUCUCAUGCCCAGUAAUCCUUCUACGUAAUUUGAACCCCAAAAUGGGCCUCUGCAACGGGACAAGGAUCAUGAUAACUCAUUUGGGCGACAAUGUUAUUAGAGGGAAAAUCAUUGGAGGAUUGUAUGAUAAGGACCCAGUUGCGAUUCCGAGAAUAGUACUUAAUGUCAGCGAGCAUCGAUGGCCAUUUGUCUUGAAAAGGAGGCAGUUUCCGGUCGAAGUUAGCUAUGCAAUGACAAUCAACAAGAGCCAGGGACAAACUUUAGAUAUAGUUGGAGUUUACUUACCUAAGCCGGUGUUCAGUCACGGUCAACUAUAUGUGGCAGUAUCCAGAGUUCGCUCAGCUGAUGGUCUGCAUAUACUGAUUGAUAAUGAUGGAGAAGCUGCACAAAACUACACCAGAAAUAUCGUUUACGAGGAAACAUUUGCUGCUCUCAACGACACAACCGAAACCAAUACUAGUAACGAUAUAGCGACACAUUUCACGAAAAGUACUAAUACCAUUUUCCUCACGUACAUAAAUAAACUUACUAACACAAUUAUUCCUAAUGCAGAGAACAUGGAUAUCGACCACGGGGAACUCAGGAGCUAAAUUUCAAGACAAUGAACAUCUACAUAACUUCUCAAAAAGGUACGAAAGUGAGUUUAAGUUGAACAAAAUUUAAAGCAACAAUAACACUUGCACUUAUCACAAAAACAAAUUAAUUCCACAAUGUCAUGUUCAAAAAGUAUAAUUUAUCUUCUAAUACUCUUGCUAUCAUCUUAACUUAUUGCUACCUACACCUAUUUUUUCAGUGCAGGACAUCAUUCACGGAAAACAACAGCUUACAAGAAUAUACCAGCAAGUUAUUUUUGUAGAUGCAAAUGUAAUUUUUAUCUCACCUUUACUACUUUCAUAACUAAUAUAUGGAGUGUGUGAUA